Messenger RNA from Alternaria arborescens, 921 nucleotides. RefSeq lists its product as hypothetical. Bases 1 to 921 code for a protein of 306 amino acids. The transcript has 2 exons. The record is from RefSeq and is a predicted model, not a curated record. NCBI's taxonomy places the organism in Eukaryota, Fungi, Ascomycota, Dothideomycetes, Pleosporales, Pleosporaceae.
AUGAGUGGGGGACCCUUGGUGAGACUUCCUAGCAGUGUACCACCAACAUCUAGUGGAAAGCCCACUAUAUGUACAGCUGCCAAAUCUAAAACAUCCAGUAGCGGGACUGUCUCCUCAAUCCCAAGCAUCUCGCUGCAACAGAACGCCUUGGCAAAUACAAAUCCUGGUUCUGCUAUCUCCCCGACCGCACCAGUUUCUACGUCCGUUAGAACCUUACUCACCAUUUCCAUGCUUACCUACAGUAGUCAAGCCGCCAGUUACACCAGCCUGCGUACUAUGCCCAGCAAUGCGGCCGGAACACCACCAGUCUAUACAGGUCCGCAUCUGGCCAAAGACUGGUCUAAUCUCUUCCCUUUCCCCAUUCCUACAGGCUACGUAGCUCCCAACAUUGUCUCUGCGGACCCCCAAAUUGGACAGUUGACUUACUUCAACCCUGGUCUAGGAGCAUGCGGAUCCUCCAGCAUGACGUCAAAUGAGCUCGCUGUCGCAAUAAGCUGGGAGCUGUUUGACAUGGGACGAGAGAUCGGAGGGUCAUCUUUGGAAGAGAGAUGGAAGUCAGAUGGGGUGAACCCGGAUGGGAAACUCGGGGAUUCUAUUGAUCGGAGCUCAAGUGCGCUGUGUAACCAAGGAAUCAGAGCAUGGAUAGGCGACGAGAGCGGAGAAAGGCUUGUGGAACAGGAAUUUGUGGUGAGAGAUCGUUGCGAAGGGUGUAACGUGUCGGAUCUGGAUAUUCAGCCGGAUAUAUAUUCUAAGCAUCGGGAUGGGCUGGGCAACGGAAGGAUUCAAGUUACGUGGGAGUGGGUGCAAGAAGCGCCUACUGGCGUGCCAGCCCAGAUCAGUGACUAUCUGUUAUCCCAGUAUAGGGUAUUCGGUACUGAUCGUGUUAUGUGUCGUACUUGUUUGCUUUGUUUCAACGAGUAA